Messenger RNA from Hymenoscyphus albidus, 2179 nucleotides. Lineage: Eukaryota; Fungi; Ascomycota; Leotiomycetes; Helotiales; Helotiaceae. The record is from the annotation of a GenBank genome assembly.
GUGGCUCAUGCUAAUUAUUUAAUCUUUGAAGGCACCGAUAAGCUCUACGUACGUUUCUUCUCCUGCUUCCUAUCACAACCAAGCAACGCGCCUAACAUGUUUACAGAUCACCCACUCCGAAUGGGCCUCUUCUGAUGCAUACUCUGCGAGCGCCGGAUCGAAUGUUUCUCAGAAAGCGCCAAAUGGCGCCAACUUCAAACGACUUCCCUUCAACUUUUGCGCCGCAAGUCUCCAACCCUUCCAGAACCCCGUCUGCACGCCCGAAGGAACAAUAUUUGACGUGGAGGUCAUAAGUGAUUGGUUGUCCAAACAUGGCACAAAUCCAGUUACUGGAAAUCUGUUGAAGGACAAAGAUUUGAUCAAGUUGAACUUUGCGCGCAACUCGGAUGAUGGCGGUGCUGAUGGUGGGAAGGGGGAUAUGGUCGACCCGGUUACCUUCAAAGUCUUCACGGACAAUACACAUAUUGUUGCGGUCAGGCAUGGAAGCGAAGCAAAUGUUUUUGCUUGGGAAACGAUAGAGCGACUUAAUAUCAAGGCAAAGAUGUGGACUGACUUGGUGGAUGACAGGGGGUUUGGCAGAUCGGAUAUCAUUACUCUGCAGGAUCCUCAAAAUAUCGAGUCGCGAGACUUGAGUAAAUUCAAGUUCAUCAAAGAAGGGGAAACCGUUCUUACCAAGGAACAACAAGCAGAGCGACAGAAGGGCUCUGUGAAUAUCGAUGCGCUCGGACGGGUAGGAGAGAAGGUCCUAAGAGCGAAAGAGGCCGUUGAGAAGGCUAGGAGGGAAAGAGAGGCUGGCGGGGACAUCAAUCGAUCGAAAGCCCUGUCUAAAACUGGAUCGAGUAGUUCUGCUCCACAGCCAUCGAUGAUACAAGAGAAGAAGCUGGCAUAUAAUGCUGCGCAGUAUACAAACGGACGCGCAGCAGCUAGUUUCACGAGCACCGGACUUACACCGGAAACAAGCGGCGAGAGAGCAUUGCUUUCUGAUGAGGAAUAUAUGCUGAAGCCGAAAAGAGUCAAGAUCAAGGGUUAUGCCAGGAUCGAGACAAAUCUUGGUUCCCUCAACAUCGAAUUACAGACUGAAACUGCACCAAGGGCGGUGUGGAAUUUCGUACAGCUGGCGAAGAAGGGUUACUACAAUGGGGUUCUGUUCCACCGAAAUAUUAGGAACUUUAUGAUCCAAGGCGGUGACCCAACAGGAACUGGAAAGGGUGGUACGAGCAUAUGGGGAAAGAAUUUCAACGAUGAAUUUGACGGACCACUGACACAUGAUAACAGAGGAGUUAUGAGUAUGGCUAACAAGGGCAAGAACACAAAUUCCAGUCAGUUUUUCAUAACAUAUCGACAAGCCAAGAAUCUCGACCGGAAACACACAAUUUUCGGCCGAGUAGUCGGCGGAUUGGAAGUUCUACAAAGACUGGAAAACGUGUCUGUGGAUUCCCAAAGCCGUCCUUUGGAUGAUAUCGUCAUGGAGAAUGUCGUUGUAUUCGUUGAUCCAUUCGAGGAGUUCCAGAAACAGAAGCAUGAAAAGGAUGUCGCCGAGAAAGAGAAAGAGGAAAUCAAGAGGCAGGGUGGAACCGAGGAUGAUAAAACCACCUGGACAGGCAAACGUAUUCGAAACGAUGGGACUGUAGAGCAGACAGAUCAAUCUGGAGGAGUAGGCAAGUACCUGAAGACUGUUUCCAGCUCGAGUCUCUCGAAAUCAACUACUGUUGAUGAUGAUCUGGAGAUGGGACCGCCAAAGAAAAAAACCAAGGCAGGUGGAUUUGGCAACUUUGAUGGGUGGUGAGACCUUGAAGUACUGGGGAUUAGAUAUCCUCUAAACUUGUAUCACCAUACUUCUUGGGAUACUGUCUCUAAGGAGAAGCCCAAGGAAAUCUCCAACAUAACACUCCCAUCUAUUCUCGAUGGAUUGACGAGUACAGACCGGCCUUCUCGAUAAGGAACCUAAGAUGGAGUUCCGUGAGCAUCCCAUUCGCUCGCAUGGCUAGUUGCAUCCAAAGGUAUCCACGAACGCUGAAAACCAGACCGCGAAUUUGGAUUUCAGAUAGCGCACUGAAUCACAUCAAAUCAAAUCCAACGGGAGGAGAAUGUUUCUGCAUAAAUGGGCACACCACACUUGUAUUAUUAUAGCUACAGAAAAUGAAACUCAUUUUGUAAUAAUGAUACCACCGUGCGUUGG